Messenger RNA from Dichotomopilus funicola, 876 nucleotides. Its product is annotated as soluble NSF attachment protein. The transcript is spliced from 4 exons. NCBI's taxonomy places the organism in Eukaryota, Fungi, Ascomycota, Sordariomycetes, Sordariales, Chaetomiaceae. The record is from RefSeq and is a predicted model, not a curated record. Bases 1 to 876 code for a protein of 291 amino acids. Gene Ontology annotation, molecular function: syntaxin binding; soluble NSF attachment protein activity. Gene Ontology annotation, biological process: intracellular protein transport; SNARE complex disassembly. Gene Ontology annotation, cellular component: SNARE complex; vacuolar membrane.
AUGGCUCUCGACCCCCGCGCGCUCGAGGACAAGGCUAGAAAGGCUCUCCAGGGCGCGUCCGGAGGCUUCAGUUUCUUCAGCAACAAGGAGGAGAAGUACCAAAACGCUGCCGACCUCUAUGUCCAGGCGGCCAACGCCUACCGGAUUGAAAGGCUAAGCAAGGAGGCCGGAGACUGCUUCAAGGCCGCCGCGGAAAUUCACCGAAACUAUUUGAACGAGCCAGACGAUGCCGCGAACCAGAUGAUCGAUGCGUUCAAGGUGUACCGGAAAGACUACCCAGAGGAAGCCAUCAAGUGCAUUGUGUCGGCCAUCGAACGGUACAAGCAGAAAGGCAACUUCCGGCGUGCGGCAUCCCACCUCGAAAAUGCGGCCGAGCUGCUCGAGGAGACACACGACACUAAGCGCGCUAUACAGUUCUACAGCGACGCGGGGACCUUUUACGAUGACGAUAACGCCAAGGCGUUGGGGAACAAAAACUGGCUCAAGGUGGCCGAUUUGUCGGGCUUAAACGGUGACUACUUGACUGCGAUGAAACUCUACGAGAAGGUGGCCGAUGCGUCGCUCGACAACCACCUGAUGAAAUACUCGAUCAAAGACUACUGGUUGAAGGCGGGCAUCUGCGCGCUGGCGAGCGGGGACAUUGUUACCGCGAAACGAAACUUGGAGACGUACCAGGCGAAGGACCCAACGUUUUCGGGCCAGCGCGAGUGCCGCCUGCUCGUGGACCUAGUCGACGCGCUCGAGCAGAAAGACGAGGUUACGUUUGGUGACAAGCUGUUUGAGUACAACCAAAUGAGCCCGCUGGAUGCCUGGAAGAUGCAGCUCCUUGUGAAGGUCAAGAAUGAUCUCGACGAGGCGGCCAACGAAUUUUCUUAG